This is a messenger RNA of Notothenia coriiceps (black rockcod), 867 nucleotides long. RefSeq names its product heterogeneous nuclear ribonucleoprotein F-like. The record is from RefSeq and is a predicted model, not a curated record. Lineage: Eukaryota; Metazoa; Chordata; Actinopteri; Perciformes; Nototheniidae. Gene Ontology annotation, molecular function: RNA binding. The transcript is spliced from 7 exons. Bases 1 to 741 code for a protein of 246 amino acids.
AUGAGCGCUGAAUGCAGCAGCUACUCCAACACUGACGGUGCGUUUGUGGACGGAUUCUCGUGCCCCAGAGCCGGAAAUGCCGCUGUUGCUGUGUACUGUUGCGGAUUUAAUGAUGUCAAGUACUGCUGUGAUGAUCCCAACAGCUUUUUCGCCUAUGAGUACGGAUACAUGUGGUGGCUGAGCCAAAUAUUUCAUUCAGUGUCUUUGCGUCCCUCAGGUUUGGAAAUAGUGGGGAGUGGGAUCACCUUCAUCCAAAACCGCAGAGGGAAAAACUCUGGAGAGGCCUUUGUGCAAUUUUCCUCUAAAGAAGCAGCUGAGGAAGCUCUGCAGAAAGACAGAGAGCUCAUUGGACAAAGAUACAUCGAGGUGUUUCCCAGCAGUACUGAGCAGAUCUACUCCAGUUGGGUCGGGAAGAGUAGUUCAGUUUCUCCUCAGACCGGCACUCAGUUCACAAACAGGAGGAAGGCCUCUGACUCAUGGGACAGACAAGGAUCCCCUCAGGGCCACCACAUCCACAUGAGAGGACUUCCUUACCAGGUGACCGCAGAAGACGUUGUUAAGUUCUUCAGUCCUCUAGUUGUGUCUAAAAUCACCAUUGCGUGCAGUCCUGAAGGGCGGCCAAAUGGAGAGGCCGAAGUUUACUUCAGCACCCACCAGGACGCCUUGAGCGCCAUGUCCAGAGACAGAGAUUACAUAGGACAAAGAUAUGUGGAGUUAUUCCUGAACUCUUCAGAAGAUUGAAGGUGAAUGCCGUCCCAGAUGCCAAAAAACACACAUACAGUACAAUUGUAUUUAUGUUCAACCCUACUUGGACUUCAAACAAGAAACAUUCCUUGUGUCAAAAUAAAAAUAAGUUUGUAACUGGAA